CUCUAUUUCUGCAGGACUGCCAGACAGCAUGGGGUCAGACGCUGCCAGGAUGGGGCUCCAACCCUGAUUGUGCAAGUGCCACACAAAACAUCAAAUGCGACAACAACGGGAUGAUAACUCAAGUGUCGUUAGUCGGUCUCAACCUAGGAGGGCCCAUUCCGGACUCCAUCAGCAACCUAGACCAGCUCGUGGGGCUAUUUAUUCACAUGUCCACACUGACUGGUUCAAUCCCGUCUGGAAUCAGCAAACUUUCGAAACUUCAGAGAUUAUAUCUGAAAUGGAAUAAACUCACUGGUGAAAUCCCUUCUGAAAUCGGCAAUUUGACAAGUCUGAGAUAUCUUCAUCUUCCAAACAAUCAGCUCGCUGGCUCGAUCCCUGCUGAAAUCAACCAUCUCACGAACCUUAACAUCAUAGACCUUGCAAAUAAUCGGCUGAGCGACUCAAUCUCGGUUGCAUUGGGGAGUCUUACAAAGCUGGAAUACCUAGGACUUGAAUCAAAUCAGCUCACUGGUCCAAUCCCUUCUUCAAUCGGCAAUCUUGUGAACGUUGUUCAGAUAUAUCUCAAUGAAAACGAACUCUCUGGCGCAAUCCCGUCCGGAAUCGGCAGCCUCACAAAACUGACACACCUAAAUCUUGAAAACAAUCAGCUCACAGGCUCAAUCCCUAGUGGAAUCGGCAAUCUUGCUGCUAUGGGAUACCUGUUUCUUGGCAGCAAUCGUCUGACAGGACCCGUUCCUCCCUCCAUCAGCUCAUUGACUCGACUCAGCACUCUCUCUCUCGAAAGCAACGAGCUGGAAGGGGAGCUGUCAGAGAGCAUCUGUGCUCUUUCUUCUCUUGCAAAACUCUACCUUCACAUGAACAGAGUCACUGGAUCCAUCCCUUCAUCAAUCAGCAAGCUUUCCAGCCUUCGGUCAAUGAGACUUGACAGCAACCGUCUUACUGGAACAAUUCCUUCUACGAUUGGCAAGAUGAACGGCCUGGGCCGACU
This is a messenger RNA of Closterium sp. Naga37s-1, 988 nucleotides long. The record is from the annotation of a GenBank genome assembly. NCBI's taxonomy places the organism in Eukaryota, Viridiplantae, Streptophyta, Zygnematophyceae, Desmidiales, Closteriaceae.